GCGGGCAGGUGGACGGACGGGCACGCGGGCACGCGGACGGGACGGACAGACAGACAGACCGACUGACCGGCAGACACACUCAAAGAUACUCGCGGGCGCUGGGCAGGCCAGCCAGGCGCUGCCUUGCCUGGUCCGCCUCUGCCAGUGGUGAUUACGGUCCUGAGCCGUCGACUCUGUCGACUCGACUGUCCGCGACCGGCAUCGACAUCAGGCAUCAGUUCGCGUGCUCGACGGCGUCGUCGACAUGUGGUGGAUCCUGCCGUACCUGGCCUGGCUGUCGCCGGUCGCCUUCCUGUACUGGUUGGUGUUCUCCGGCGACGAGCAGCGGCCCAGGCCGGCGUCGUCGCCGUACUCGCAGCCAGGAUGGUACUUCCGCGCCAAGAGGCUGUGGGCCUACCUGGCCGUGCGCAGGAUGAAGGCGGCCAGGGCGCAGCGGCUGGCCCAGGCGGCCGAGGACGCCGUGCGGCACCCCGACCAGCACGUCUUCCUGCCCACCGAGUACGAGCGCCGCCUUGAGCAGCCGCGUCUGCUGCUGGCCGAGGGCGUGGUGGACUCGCUGUGCUUCCACGGCGCCGACUUCCACUCCAACGCGCUGGUGGUGCGCAUGACCCGCAUGAGGCACUGCCUCGCUCGGGUCGCGCUGCAGCUCAAGGUGGGCGACAGCGUGUACCAGCUGCCGCAGAUGCCGGACUCCAUGGCGAGCCGCACGGGCGGCGCGUGGACGGCGGGCGGCGACUGGGGCGCGCUGCGCAUCGAGGUGGUGGAGCCCCUGAAGCGCUGGCGCGUCGCGUUCAACGGCGUGCUCAGGGAGGGCCCGCCGCGCUCGCACCGCGACUGGGACGGCAUGCCCGGCGACCAGGACUCUCUGCGCCACGUCCGCUUCAACUUCAUGUGGAACGCGUGCAGCGGCCCGUACAACUGCCGCCACGACUGGAGCGCCUCCCUGCUGGCGGACACCCUUGCCAGGGAGCCCUGGCGCAACGACCACUGGAUGGACAUCAUCAAGGGCCACGUGGGCGGCUACGACCAGUGGGGCGUGCUGCACGGCCAGGUGAAGGUGGAGGGCGGCGAGCCCCAGGAGCUGUACCUGCGCGGACUGCGGCAGCGGCGCUGGGGGCCCAACGAGGCGGGCCGCCUGCACCGCCGGCUCACCAUCAGCGGCGUGGCCAAGAACGGCACCAUGUUCAGCGUGGGCGCUGACUGCCACCCGGGACAGCUCUCGCACGCCACCUACGGCCACGUCCGCCUGCCCGAGGGCGAGCUCGUCAGCAUCGACUCGACGUCCUUGUCGCUGCCGGUGCUCGCCGAGGACAAGGACCACAUCCCCAAGCACUUCGUGCUGCUGUUCACCGCGGGCGGCGUGCGCUACUCCUCGGCAGUGUACCUGCCGCAGGAGGACGGGCUGACGGUGCUGUGCGAGCGGCCCUGGAGCUGGCUCAUGGAGCUGCAGCCGGCGCAGUGCUCGCUGCAGUGGGCGGGCCGCGGCGUGCAUCAGGGCGUCGGGCUGGUGGAGCUGUGCUACCGCUACGACGGGCCCUGCCCGCUGCCCGCCGCCGCGCCCGCGCCCCUGCUGCACCUCCGCGAGUCCAAGGUUCUCCAGGUGACCCCGGGCCCGCUCGUGCUGGGCCUGGAGGAGCGUGCGUGCAGGAGCAGCGCGCUGGUGGGCGGCAAGGGCGCGUCGCUGGCCGCGCUCACGGCGCUGCUGGCGGCCAAGAACGGCGACCAGGACGACGACGGCGCGUACGCCGUGCCGGCGGGCUUCUGCCUGACGGUCACGGCCCUGGAGCGCCAGUUCGCCGCGCACCCCGCCCUGCAGCAGGCCGUGGACCACCUGGCGGAGGCGGCCGCCGCGUCCACGGCGCCGGUGGACCUGAAGCUGGCCGCCAAGUGCGAGGCCGCCGUCAAGCUGUUCGCCGCCACGGCGGUCUGCGAGGAGGUGGCCGCCGAGGUGCGCGCCGCACUGCAGCGACUUGAGGCGGAGGCUGACGGCACCACGUCCUGGGCCGUGCGCUCCUCCGCCGUGGGUGAGGACUCCGACGAGCUGUCCGCCGCCGGCCAGAACGAGACGUUCCUCGGGUGCCGCGGCGUCGACGGCGUCCUGGACGGCGUGCGGCGCUGCUGGGCGUCGCUGUUCGCGCUGCAGUCGGUGCAGUACCGGCGGCAGUACGCGCAGCCCGUCCGCGCCCCCAUGGCCGUCGUGGUGCAGCGCAUGGUCCACGCGCACUGCGCCGGCGUGCUCUUCACGUGCGACCCCGCCAGCGGCGACCCGCGUAGGAUGCUCAUCUCCGCCAACUACGGCCUCGGCGAGAGCGUGGUGUCGGCCGCCGUGGACCCGGACGUGGUGCUGGUGAAGCGUGACGUCGCGGGCCGCAUGCACGUCGCCGAGAAGCGCAGCGGAGACAAGCAGCACCGCGUCGUCCUCGCAGAGCACGGCGGCGUGCGCGAGGAGGCGGUGGCGGACCCCUCGGCGGUGUGCCUGUCCGACGACGAGGCGCUGCUGCUGGCGCGGGCCGGCGCCAGGCUGGAGCGCGCGUUCGGCGGCGCCCGCGACGUGGAGUGGGCCUUCGCCGGCGGCCGGCUGCACCUGCUGCAGUCCAGGCCCGUCACGGCCAUCUUCAACUGGACCGAGUUCGAGCUGCUGCACGAGCUGGACGCGCCCUGCACCUCGGACGACGACGUGUUCUCGGUGGCCAACACGGGGGAGGUGUGCCCUGGGGCGAUGUCGCUGCUCGCACAGAGCACCGUGGGCCGCGCCCUGGACGUGUGCACCGGCCGCUCGGCCGCGGGCGCCAAGUGCCAGCAGUACCACUUCAGCAACUUCACGCCCCUCACCCACCACCACCUGGUGCUCAACAUCCUGUCGCUGAUGCUCCGGAACGUGUCCCGCGAGCUGAACUUGGGCAACGAGGUGGUGGACCUCACCAUCUACGGGCACAAGGCCACCACCCCCAGGAUGCACCGGGCGGCCCUGCAGCGCCACGGCAUCACCAUGACGGCCGCCAACCAGGUGAAGCUGACGGUGAACGCGGUGGUGCGGGCCUUUGGCGGCAAGCAGCACGUGCGGCGCGGGCAGGCCACGGCGGCCGCGCUGGACGUGCACCAGCAGGUCGCGGCCGAGACCACGGCGCGCGGCGUCAUGCGGCGCAUCACCGAGGCCCUGCCCAAGGUCAUCGAGGCCUUCGCCUUCCACACCUACACCUCCAGCACCAGCUCCUUCUCGCAGGUCAUCGCCGUCACGGUGCUGUCCGAGGGCGCCAAAGAGCUCAGCACGGAGCACAUCACAGACGUGGCCGCCAUGCUGUCCUGCACUGGAGGGGACGUCACGUCGGCGGGCAUCCCCACGGCCAUGGCGGCGAUCGCCGCUGAGGUCAAGAAGAGCCCCAAGUGGAAGGACUUCCCCACCGUGCCUGUGGAGGACGCGAUGGCGUGGCUGGAGAAGCACUGCCCCGCGGCGCACAAGCUGACCCUGGCCUUCCUGGAGAAGCACGGCAACCGCGUCGUACGGGAGUUCGACGUGGCGACGGUGACUUGGGACGAGGACCCGUCCCGCCUGAUGGCGGUGCUGCAGCCCUUGGUGGCCAAGGACAGCGGCGAGGCACCCAAGGCGCCGGUCGCCGCCAGCGUGGAGGACAUCAUCAAUAAGCUCAAGUCGCCCAAGCGGGGAAGCACCAGGUUCAUUUUGAAGUACCUGCUGCCCUGGUUCCAGAGCUGCGUCGUGAAUCGCGAGUUCACGAAGGAGGCCGGCAUCCGCGCCAUCCACAAGUUCCGCCUGGCCUUCCGGCGCCUCGGCCUGCUGCUGGAGAAGGAGGGCCUGCUGCCGGACAGGAGCCUGGCCAACUUCCUCACCUACUGGGAGCUGCACCGCCUCACCCACGACCAGCCAGACCCCAGCAUCGUCGACAAGGCACGGCGCCGCAAGCGCUACUGGGCCGACUGGGACGCCCUCACCUUCGACGAGGUCUUCCACGGGCCGCCGCAGCCCCAGCGGUUCGACGCCGACGCCGCGGCCGCGACGGGCAGCGUGGUGGCGCAGGGCACGCCCGUGUCGGAGAGCAGCGUGACGGCGCGCGCGUGCGUGGUGCUGUCCCUGGAGGGCCCCGAGAUCAAGGCGCUGCAGGCCGGCGACGUGCUCAUCGCGCGCAGCACCGACGUGGGCUGGAGCCCCUACUUCCCCAUGCUGGGCGGCGUGGUCACCGAGCUGGGCGGCCUCAUCUCACACGGGGCCGUGGUGGCGCGGGAGUACGGCCUGCCCUGCUUGGUCGGCGUGCAGGGAGCCACGAGAAUGUUCAAGACAGGUGACAUGGUGAGGAUCAACGGUAAAACGGGCGCGUUGUCGAAAAUUGAGUAAACUGACUGAGCUGUGAACUAAUUAAUUAAUUUUAAUAAUAUAAGUGUUAAGUUUAUUGAAAAUUUG
Molecule: messenger RNA, 4414 nt
Organism: Thrips palmi
Lineage: Eukaryota; Metazoa; Arthropoda; Insecta; Thysanoptera; Thripidae
Exons: 23
Coding region: 245-4348 (1367 amino acids)
Biological process (GO): phosphorylation
Molecular function (GO): kinase activity; ATP binding
Source: RefSeq, a predicted model, not a curated record